Molecule: messenger RNA, 1183 nt
Organism: Phaedon cochleariae (mustard beetle)
Lineage: Eukaryota; Metazoa; Arthropoda; Insecta; Coleoptera; Chrysomelidae
Source: the annotation of a GenBank genome assembly
UAAAAGAAAAACUUUUUGGAGUAAUGGAAGAAAAACCACUCUUUCAAUACUUAAGACAACAAAUCAUAGGAACAAUAUAUCAAACUUCUGAAAUCCAUGCUCUUGUAAUAGUGAGACAAUAUUGAUACAAGAUCAAAAACAACUCAAAGGAAAUCUUGAACCAGGAGAAUGAAUCACAUCAAAUUCACAAAGGACACUCUAUCUAUGGAGCAAAUAUUCAAUAUAUCACAUACUAGUUCAAGUAGUGCUGUUAAUAUGUUUAUUGGCACCAAAAAUAUUCUCCAUGAAUAUAACAAAGCUAAUUUUGAAUGUGAAGAAUUUUGUCAACAGGGUUCAAAGUUUUUAAACAAUGUAUGUAUUGAAGCCCGUAGUUCCUGGCCCCACAUUGAGAAUAUUGUAGUGUAUUUUAGAAUAGGGCAACUUUCUGAGGCUGAAACAAGUAUUGUAGUAGCUGUAUCAUCUCAUUUGGAUAAAGAAGCAAUCAAAGCAACUGAAUGGGUUAUUGAUAGAUUCAGAACAUUUAUUUCAACUUGGGACAUUGAAAUUUCACCAGUUGAUAGUUCUGCAUCCAAUUGUUCAAAUUUGAAAAACAGUAGAGAGAUCAAUCAGAAUGUUGAGGCUCCAUACAUACCUCCAUAUCUAGUACAAAUAAAAGCUAUGAAUAAUGAAAUUGAAGAAAGGAUAUCAAGAUUCAUGCAAAGAAAGAGGAGUGACAUAGAUGUUCAUAAUAUUAGAGAAUUUUGUUGUGGUGAAAGAAAUUCUGAGUUUACUUGUGCCAGAGUAGAUGCUGUUCUGCAGAAGAGGAAAGAUUCAAAAAGCCAUUUACAAGUACACCGUGUAUUGAACUCUUAUCAACAUAGAGAUCAGAAAAAUUCAAACUAUCUCACUCAGUUCAUUCCUCCUAAUGGUGUGGAAGAAAGACUAGGAAAUGUUGAGAGUCAGUUGAGUUUAACAGUACCUGUUCCAAAAGAUAUUUUUCAACGUUUGAAACUCAUUGAAGAUCGUUUGUUGCAGUUAGAGUCCAUAUCACCAGAAUAUAUUCAGUUCUGGGACAGAGUUUCAUUACCAACUAGUAGGUCUUCAAAGAAAAGAAAUUUUUGUAUUGAUGAAGUAGAUGAUCUCAUAACAGAGUUAGAGAAGCAAAUCAAAGGCAAUUGAUAAAAAAGUUGAAAAAAUAAAAUAA